AUAAAUCUUUUGUCUAAUUUUAGUAUGUCAGAAUAUUGUUAUUUAGUAUAAUAUGGCAGAGUACAAGCAAGUGAAAAUCGGAAAACUUAAACUAAAAGGUUUUUCUAAUAAAAAGAAAAAAAAUUCAAAAAGAAAAUGUCAGGAUGGUAGUGAAAGCAGUGUGUCAUCAGAAAUUGUUCCAAACGAUGAUGCUCAUCUUCAUGGUGGAUGGUGGCCAAUAACAAGUUUUGAUAAAUUGACAGGUGGAAAUGUUGCUAUACAGUGCUAUACGAGUGCUAAUUUAUUUGCUGUUGACAAUGGUACAUUAAGAUUGGGAUCACUUCAUGGUGGUUCUGAUGAUGGUCCUGUACAAGAAGAGAUUUUUACAAUGAUUCGUUUAUCAGAUAAUAAAGUGGGAUUUAAAUCUGGGUACGGUAAGUAUAUCUCUGUCAAUGCACGUGGUGAUGUACUAGCUCGUUCCGACGCUGUUGGACCUCAAGAACAGUUAGAAGUAGUGAUUGAAAAUGGUAAAGUUGCGUUGCAAGGACACAAUGGAUAUUUUCUCACGUUUACUGAUGAUGGUGAGGUUAAGUCUUUAAGUAGAGUCGCCAAAGAAAAAGAAAUUAUUUUUCUUCGAACCAAUGCAUCCAGAAAUAAGAAAAAGAAAUUAGCUGAGGAUGAAAUCGGUGAUGUUAGAAAAUGUGAAGUCAGCUAUGUGAAACAGUUUCAAAGUUUUGGAGAUCACAAAGUAAAGUUACACCAAGGUCCAAAAUCUAGUCUUGAAAAAGCUCGAAAUGUUGGAAAGUUGCAUGAAGCAAUGCUUGAUCGCAGAGAAAAAAUGAAAUCCGAUCGUUAUUGCAAAUAAUUUUUGACAUUUGUUUCAGUACUUUACACAAUUAUUAAACUUCUGUAUUUAUUAUUCAGGGACCAGGGGCCUGAUUUUCUAGUUAUAAUGGAAAUUUAUAGUAUAUAAAAUAUUAAUGUUAAAGCCGAAUUGAAA
Hydra vulgaris (swiftwater hydra) is the source of this 979-nucleotide messenger RNA. Its product is annotated as protein FRG1. The record is from RefSeq and is a predicted model, not a curated record. Gene Ontology annotation, molecular function: actin filament binding. Gene Ontology annotation, cellular component: nucleolus; catalytic step 2 spliceosome; striated muscle dense body. NCBI's taxonomy places the organism in Eukaryota, Metazoa, Cnidaria, Hydrozoa, Anthoathecata, Hydridae.